This is a messenger RNA of Quercus lobata, 2051 nucleotides long. RefSeq names its product alpha-L-fucosidase 1-like. NCBI's taxonomy places the organism in Eukaryota, Viridiplantae, Streptophyta, Magnoliopsida, Fagales, Fagaceae. Gene Ontology annotation, biological process: fucose metabolic process; glycoside catabolic process. The record is from RefSeq and is a predicted model, not a curated record. Gene Ontology annotation, molecular function: alpha-L-fucosidase activity. The transcript has 3 exons. The coding region runs from base 102 to 1565 and encodes 487 amino acids. Gene Ontology annotation, cellular component: lysosome.
AUUGUCCUCCCUUCGAGUCUCAACCUCUUCAUUAUUACCAACUUAUAUUAUAUAUUAGAGGGAAAAACAAAAGGUAUAGAAGAAAAAUAGCCACCAGAAUUAUGUUUAAGCUAUGGUGCACUUUGUGCACAAGCACACUUUUUCUACUAUUCAAUUUUGCAAUUUCUAGUCUUGCAAUUGUGCCAACAACACCACCAUUGCCAAUUCUUCCCCUUCCAGCAUUUUCUCAAUUGAAAUGGCAACAAAGGGAAAUCAUAAUGUUCUGCCACUUUGGAGUUAACACAUUCUCUGACUCUGAAUGGGGCACAGGCAAAGAAAACCCAGCCAUAUUCAACCCAGUUGGGCUUGACGCAAAUCAAUGGGUGAACACAGCUGUGGAGGCAGGAAUUUCUCUCAUGAUCCUAACUGCAAAACACCAUGAUGGGUUUUGCUUGUGGCCUUCAAAGUACACUGACCAUUCUGUGAAAAGGAGUCCUUGGAAAAAUGGGAAAGGUGAUGUUGUUCAAGAGUUUGUCAAUGCGGCUAAGGCCCGUGGCGUUGAUGUGGGGAUAUACCUAUCACCAUGGGAUCGACAUGAUAAAAGAUAUGGGGAUGAUUUACAAUACAAUGAAUACUACCUAGCCCAACUACAAGAGCUACUCAAUAACUAUGGUAGUGUUAGAGAAAUUUGGUUUGAUGGAGCAAAGGGCUCCAAUGCACCAAACAUGUCAUAUUACUUCUCAGAUUGGUUCUAUAUGGUGAAGGAGUUGCAAAGUUCUAUCAACAUAUUUUCCGACGCCGGCCCGGACGUUAGGUGGGUCGGAAAUGAGAAAGGGUUCGCCGGGAGCACAUGCUGGUCUACCGUCAAUAGGACUUCACUAUCAAUUGGAAAUGCAAGCAUUGAAAACUUACUUAACACUGGCGAUCCACGAGGGACCGAUUGGGUUCCACCAGAAUGUGACGUUUCUAUCAGACCCGGAUGGUUUUGGCAUAAAUCAGAAUCACCAAAAAAAUUAAGCCAGCUACUAGAGAUUUACUAUAAUUCAGUGGGACGAAACUGUUUGCUACUUCUAAAUGUGCCUCCUAAUACAACUGGGCUUAUAUCUGAUACUGAUGUUCAUAGAUUGAAGGAGUUUAGGAGUGCAAUUGACACAAUUUUUUCAACCAAUUUGGCUGAGAAGGGCAUUGUAAAAGCUAGCAGCCAAAGAGGAGGCAAAGUGGGAGGUUUUGGACCUGAAAAUGUGCUAGAUAGUGACCAUAUAUGGACCUAUUGGGCACCAAGGGAUGUGGAUGUAAAGGACCCUUGGAUUGAAAUUAGAGGGACAAGUGAAAUGCUUAGAUUUAAUGUGGUAAGGAUUCAAGAAGCUAUAGGGCUUGGUCAGAGGAUCAAACGGCAUGAAAUUUAUGUGGAUGGUAAGAUGGUAGCAAAUGGAACCACUGUGGGGUACAAGAGGCUUCACAGGCUAGAUGAGGGAAUAGUCCAUGGCCAAGUUGUGAGGAUAAGAAUUAGAGAAUCAAAGGGUUUGCCUUUGAUUUCUUCAAUUGGUCUACACCUUGACCCCUUUUGGCACCCAAAUGAGCAGUGAUCUAAGUGAAGAUUAAGUGCGUGAAGUUUCAAAGUAUCCAUAAAGAAAUAAAUAAAAGGUACUUUUGCUGAAUUUCUUACUUAAAGUUCACCUCUUUUUUUAUGCUCACUUUGUGUUGUUUGAGGCAUUGAGCAAUAUUGUCAUAUGCUGAAAAGACACAAGGCAUAAAGGUAACUGAAAUUCCCAAUAGUAUAACACCAUGUGUGGCUCAUUAUUAUUAUUUAUAUUUGUUCAUGUUCAUUCCAAAGUUGGAUUUCAUUUUAUUUUGUUUGUUCUUAGGCACCAAGCACCUUAUUCCAGGCUUUCCAGCCCAUUAAUGACCAUAUUUUAUUUUGAAAGCCAAUGUGGCGUUUACAGUGCAGAUACUAUUGUAUAAUUGAUCUAUGAUUACUGAUUAUUUUAAAUAAAAAAGAUUGUGGGAUCGAAAAUUCCCUAAAUAAUUAAUAAUUAAUGUGAGAUUUAGUGGGGGCAUUGCUUGUUCUUGAC